UUUUUUUUGCUAUUUCAUGAUUUUAUUUUAUGAAAGGCAUUUCCAAUUUUCGGUUUGAUUUCAUCAAACUAUAUAAUGUAAUUCUAAUCUAGAAAAUCGUUGGUUCUCUUUUGAGGCAGACUGAGAUUGGAAAUGCCUUGGCCAUUAGGGCACGUUGCUAAUGCACACGGUUCUUUUUCAGAUUGGGGCCACCCCCUUUCUCUUUCCCUUUCACUUUGCCUAGCCUUGGCCAAUAUUUUCACCCAUGCAUGUAGCUUGGCAGCGCCAUCGCCUUUAACUUCGCCUACAACUGGUUGUGAAGCCACUAUAGUGAGGUCACCCCUCACAACUGGGACCUCCACUUCAACCAUCCUGGCUUCAGUCGAGUCAAAAUGGACCAGCAAAAGAUAAGUCGAUAGCGUUAUAGCAGCGCCAAAGAUGUAAAACUUAUUUUGUUAUUUUUGUAAAAUUCUAAUGUAAUGAAAAUGCCUUUUUUUUUGUUAAAUAAAAUCUGUUAAAUUUUUGUGUUCUGUUUGUUCUUCUAUCCUCUAGCCAUGCCAUGGUC
This is a messenger RNA of Acanthoscelides obtectus, 544 nucleotides long. NCBI's taxonomy places the organism in Eukaryota, Metazoa, Arthropoda, Insecta, Coleoptera, Chrysomelidae. The record is from the annotation of a GenBank genome assembly.